AUGAGACUGAAAAAGAAAGAAGAAAAGAAAAUGGACAUACGAUUUGAAGGAAAAAGGCCCUAUUCAGCAUUAAAACGUUUCCUGGUCAGGAUGCUGCCAGCCUGCUGUAUCCACUUCCUCUACAGCUCAAGCUCACAGUUUAAGAUCACAAAGGUUUUCCUUGGUGCUGGUUUUGGAGGUUUUUUUGGAAUUGGAAUUCAGUAUUUAGGGCCUCAUAACUGUUAUCCUAUCUUUUCAACAGUAGUCAACAGUCUAUUGGUAAAUGAACUGAGUCUAUCAGAACAACAGAAGAUACAGCUAUUGUACUGUAUAACAGGUAUCUUCGCUUUUGGAUGUGCCCUUUUCUCGAACUUCAGAUGCUCUAUGAUUAUGACACUGCCUAAUAUUUUCUGUGAAGAAGGUCAUGCUUAUCUGCUUGUCUUAGUUAUGGGCUCAAUUUAUGCAGGACCCAUCACUAACCUGGAAAAGAAUGUUGAGGAAGUAAUACGAUCAAUUGGUUGUUCAGUUGAGUUACAAAUCAACCACACCAAGCUGAUGUGGAAAAUACUGAUCAAUCCUAUAAAGAAGAUUGCGGAGGACCUUGUGUCUGCAGGUAAGGAAAUUAAAAAUGACACCUCUGUUUUGAACUUGGCUUUGGAGGAGAUGAAUGAUGAGUUGAAUAACAUGGAUGGAAUGGAUAAAAAGGAAUAUAAGAAGAGGCUGAAAUUAGAAAAAACAGAAAACAACACAAUGUGGUCCAUCCAGAAUAAGUUUAACCUAAAGACCGUGCUACGUUGUGAGUACAUUGCUGAAAAAGGCAUUGAGAAAUGUAAAGACUGGUUUGACCAAAAGCAUGAUGAGUGCAUGUCAACUAUUGCAGUGCCACUUAUCAACUUUCUGCUCUGCUUGCCCAUGAAGUUUAAAGUAUUCUGUUUCAUCCUACGCUUGAGCACAAAAUGGUGUCAAGACAACGUGCCAGUAGAUUCUAACUUUGGACUACUGUACGACACGGUUAAUAAAACCAUAUAUAAAAUGCACAAAGGAUUCAAGAGUGAAAUAACUGUUAAGAAACAACAGCAGGAUAUGUUUCUAGGAUUCAAUACCUCUAAACUGCUCAUCACGGAUGAGAUCAUGGAAAAUGUUGACAACAAGAGAGUGGUCUUUGAAAAAGUGAUGUCCGUCCUCAGGAUCCUAAUGCGCUUUGCCUUCAUCUACUUCUUCAUUUCGGCUUUUAUUUAUUGCAACAAAUACAACAGAGACAUACAGUUUGACAACAUGUACAUAACCACCUACUUCAAGCAAAUUGAUGCACGCAGAAGAAAGAAGAAAAAGCGACACUUACUGCCGUUGAGGAAGGGAGAAUACGAGAGCUUUGUUUUUCCCUUAAAGAUAAAAAUCCAAGGGCCUGAGUGGACUAUAUUUGUUGUCCUCCAUGAGAUGAGGACCCUAUUUGGGGACUUGAGGAGGGACCUAGGGGCUAUGGAAAAAAGAGUGGUUACUUUAGAGGAGCACCAAGAAACCCUCGCUGAAGAAGCUCGCUCUAAUUCCUCUAGUAUUCAAGAUCAUGAAGCCAAAUUGCACACCCUCUCAGAUAAAUUGGAGGACCUGGAAAACAGGACACGGCGCAAUAACUUGCGUAUAAGGGGUGUUUCCGAAUCUAUCUUCCCUCCUGCGAUUGAGGGCUAUCUUCAAGCUCUAUUAAGAGUCAUCAAAGGUGACCAAUCUGCCGAAGAAGUCCAAAUAGAACGUGCCCACAGAGCCCUACGCCCUAGGCCUCCUCCUAGAGCCCCGCCGAGGGAUAUAAUUGUCAAAUUUUUAAAAUAUAAGGAUAAGGAAGAUCUUCUCAGAAAAGCAACAGAAAAACAUCUAAUUUUACAUGCCGGAGAGGAAAUUCAACUGUUCACAGAUCUCUCCCCUGCUACACUCCAGAAGAGAAGAGAACUAUCCCAUAUUACCUCCACCUUGAAGAAGCAUGGUGUCCCCUACAGAUGGGGAUUUCCUGUCUCCCUAAUUUCUACAUUCAAGAAUAGAACCGCUAUAUUCAGACCUGGAUCGGAUCCAAUUGUCUUCUACAAGGAACUGUCAUUACCCAUAAACUCAGACGAAGAAGAGGUUCCUGGACCCCCUUGGGCACGUCAGAAGACCACUGGACUUUAUUUCCACAAGUCUCAAAAGCCAAGUAAGUGUCCGACAUCAUUGACACACGAGACACAGACGAUAAAGCAGAUACUUCAUAUUAUACCCAUCAUAUUUCUUCUGGUCAUAUCUAUCUUCAUCGAUUUUAUCCUUUACCGCCUGUUUGAAAUCAUCCGCAAACACAGCUUCAUCAGCUACCAGUUUACCAGUGGACACAAGCUAGAGAUUUUGGUUGGAGGGGAUGGAUUUCUUGCAAAUCUGCUCCGGCGCACUGUACGUUUCCUUAACACGUCUUCAGAGGCUACACAUUACAGUACCAAUGUUGUAACUGCGGCUUUCUCAGCUUUCCCUGCAUUGGGUAAUCGUAAGAGAAAAUCUAAACAUUUGCCUGAUACUAAGGUUUCUGACUUUAGGACUGAAUUAGCCACUCUUGCUCAGAUGUCUGAUGAGGAGAAUUCUUCAGUAGAUUCUGAAGAAUGUCUGCCCAACAUCAGGAAGAUGAGUGAAAGAGAUUACUUUGAUUCAUUCUUACCCACUGCCAUAUUUUUGAUGCUGACCUUUGGGCAGGUGUACAUCUCCCGCCUCCGCAGGAUAAUAUGCAGUUUCUUCAAUCCUAAAAGAGAGAAGCGUCGUAUACUUUUUCUUUACAAUGAUUUACUGCGUAAACGAGAAACAUAUGCAGAUAUAAAGCGAAAAAUUAUCAUGCACAGAGCAAAGAUAAAUACAUUGUUGGCAAGGAGUCUAAUGGCCACUAUAUAUCGGCACUUCAAGUUCCUGCACAAAUUUAUCCGCCGGCGGUGCGCAGUGUGUAAUGAAGCUGAGCAGAAAGACAGCUAUGUGUGCAGAACACCAGACUGUGGAACAGUAUACUGCAGGCAAUGCUGGCGGGACAUGAAUAAAUUCUGCUUUGCCUGUGAACCAUAUGAGGACUUCACCUCCGCAGAUGACACAGAAGAGGAACUGUGA
Molecule: messenger RNA, 3081 nt
Organism: Bombina bombina (fire-bellied toad)
Lineage: Eukaryota; Metazoa; Chordata; Amphibia; Anura; Bombinatoridae
Gene: DCST1
Product: DC-STAMP domain containing 1
Exons: 19
Coding region: 1-3081 (1026 amino acids)
Cellular component (GO): membrane
Source: RefSeq, a predicted model, not a curated record